This is a messenger RNA of Caenorhabditis sp. 36 PRJEB53466, 2377 nucleotides long. NCBI's taxonomy places the organism in Eukaryota, Metazoa, Nematoda, Chromadorea, Rhabditida, Rhabditidae. The record is from the annotation of a GenBank genome assembly.
AUGUAUCUUCAACUGCUCAAACCCACCCUCGCCCGGUGUUCAGUGCGUCCGUCCUCAUCGGGCGCCUACACCCGAUUCCCCAUUGACGAGAAAUGGGCGGCGAUGGCGAAGAAGGCGAUGAAGGGAAGAGAAGCGGACACUCUGACCUGGAACACUCCGGAAGGAAUUCCAAUCAAACCACUUUACUUGAGAGCUGACAGAGAGUGCGAUGCGAGCAGAAACGUCGAGCUGCCCGGACAAUUUCCAUUCACUCGCGGACCGUACCCGACCAUGUACACACAGAGACCGUGGACUAUCAGACAAUACGCCGGAUUUUCGACGGUCGAAGAGUCGAACAAGUUUUACAAAGAAAACAUCAAGGCAGGACAGCAGGGACUCUCUGUCGCCUUCGAUCUGGCCACUCAUAGAGGGUGCAGAAAUGAGAAAAGUAUUCGAAUUAUAUAGCUGUUCUGUUUCAGAUACGAUUCGGACAAUCCGAGAGUGUUCGGAGACGUCGGAAUGGCUGGAGUGGCCGUGGAUUCGGUGGAAGACAUGCGUCAGUUGUUCGAUGGAAUCAACCUCGAAAAGAUGUCCGUCUCGAUGACGAUGAACGGAGCAGUCAUUCCAGUUCUUGCCAUGUACGUCGUGGCCGCCGAAGAGUCCGGAGUCAGUCGCAAGCUGCUCGCGGGAACUAUUCAGAACGACAUUCUGAAGGAGUUCAUGGUGCGUAACACGUACAUUUACCCGCCAGACCCGUCUAUGCGAAUCAUCGGAGACAUCUUCGCUUACACUUCCAGCGAAAUGCCAAAGUUUAACUCGAUCUCGAUUUCCGGAUAUCACAUGCAGGAAGCUGGAGCUGACGCAGUUCUCGAGAUGGCCUUCACCAUUGCCGAUGGAAUCCAGUACUGUGAGACCGGACUGAAUGCCGGGCUCACCAUCGACGCAUUCGCCCCCAGACUCUCGUUCUUUUGGGGAAUCUCCAUGAACUUCUACAUGGAAAUCGCCAAAAUGCGUGCCGCUCGUCGUCUCUGGGCCAAUCUGAUAAAGGAGAGAUUCCAGCCGAAGAGCAGCAAGAGUAUGAUGUUGCGAACUCAUUCGCAGACCUCCGGAUGGUCUCUCACUGAGCAGGAUCCGUACAACAACAUCAUCAGAACCACGGUCGAAGCAAUGGCCUCAGUGUUCGGAGGAACUCAAUCACUCCACACCAACUCUUUCGACGAGGCGCUCGGUCUGCCAACCAAGUUCUCCGCCAGGAUUGCCCGUAACACGCAGAUUAUCAUCCAGGAGGAGAGUGGAAUCUGCAAGGUGGCGGAUCCGUGGGGAGGAUCCUACAUGAUGGAGUCGCUGACUGAUGAAAUCUACGAGAAGGCGCUCGCAGUCAUCAAGGAGAUCGAUGAACUCGGAGGAAUGGCCAAGGCUGUCGCCUCUGGAAUGACAAAGCUUAAGAUCGAGGAGGCUGCUGCCAAGAAGCAGGCCAGAAUCGAUUCUGGCAAGGACGUGAUCGUUGGAGUGAACAAGUACCGAUUGGAUCAUGAACAGACUGUCGAAGUGUUGAAGAUCGAUAAUGCCAGAGUACGAGAGGAACAAUGCGCCAAACUGAACCACAUCAGAGCCACCAGAGAUGCCGAGAAGGCCAAGAGAGCCCUGGAUGCCAUCACUGAGGUAGUUCAACUAUUGUUUAUUUCGAAAACGUAUUUUUUUUCUUGCAGGGAGCCCGUGGAAACGGCAACUUGAUGGCGUUGGCAGUGGAGGCGGCCCGUGCUCGCUGCACAGUCGGAGAGAUCUCUGAUGCGAUGGAGAAGGUGUUCCAGAGACACGCCGCCGUCAAUCGUCUCGUUUCCGGUGCUUACAAGUCCGAGUUCGGAGAGACUUCCGAGAUGUCGCAAGUGCUCGAACGUGUCAAGUCGUUCGCUGAUCGUGAUGGACGUCAGCCACGUAUCAUGGUCGCCAAGAUGGGACAGGACGGACACGAUCGGGGAGCCAAGGUCAUCGCCACUGGAUUCGCCGAUCUCGGAUUCGACGUCGACGUCGGGCCACUCUUCCAAACGCCGCUGGAAGCCGCCCAGCAAGCUGUCGAUGCCGAUGUGCACGUCAUCGGAGCUAGCAGUCUGGCCGCCGGUCACCUGACCCUCAUUCCACAACUUAUUGAUGAACUCAAGAAACUUGGAAGACCGUAAGUUGCUCCUAAAUAAAACUAUCUCCCCAUCUACCAAUUUGCAGAGACAUUCUCGUUGUGGCCGGAGGAGUCAUUCCCCCACAGGACUACAAAGAGCUCUAUGACGCCGGAGUUGCUCUCGUCUUCGGACCGGGAACUCGGCUUCCAGCAUGUGCCAACCAGAUCCUUGAAAAACUUGAAGCCGCUUUGCCUCCGGUUGCUGGAAAGGCGGCGACCCGCUAA